This is a messenger RNA of Saccharomycodes ludwigii, 1383 nucleotides long. RefSeq names its product Mit1p (gene MIT1). The record is from RefSeq and is a predicted model, not a curated record. Gene Ontology annotation, molecular function: DNA binding. NCBI's taxonomy places the organism in Eukaryota, Fungi, Ascomycota, Saccharomycetes, Saccharomycodales, Saccharomycodaceae. The transcript has a single exon. Bases 1 to 1383 code for a protein of 460 amino acids.
AUGACACAUUCACCAGUAACCUAUUCCAAUUGUUAUAUAAGUACUUCAAGGGAUGUUUUAUUAAUUUUGCAAAAGAUAUUUAUUGAACAAAAGUUGGAUUUAGUUACUUCAAGACUUACUUAUUCAGAUAGGCACAAUUUUGUAAAGAGUGGGAAUUUAUUUUGUUUUUUAGAAAAAAAAACUGGUGUCAAAAGAUGGACCGAUGGUUUAUGCUGGUCAAAUAGCAGAGUAACGGGCAAGUUUUUAAUCUAUAAGGAAUUAGAUAAUGUAAAUAAUAACAUCCAUCAUACAAUCGACCAUAAAAGUAAAAUAUUGAAAAAAAAAACUCUGCGCCUUCCUUUGGGCAACAAUGAUGCCAUUCAUAUAAUAUCAUAUUACACAGAUCUGGACAUCAAGUUAAAACAUAUUAUGAGACCAAGUGAGGAUCCAUUUUUUACAAAUGGCGAUGCCAAUAUUAACGACUCUAAUGUUUCUUCUGUAAGUUGGGAUUUGAAACAAAUGGUUGGACAAUUUUUCUAUAAUAAUGAAGACACCAAUAGUACUGAUAGUAAUACCAUUUCCACUCGGCAAGCUCGUUUUGAUGCCAAUAAUAACGUUACUUCGAAUUCGAUGACAUCUUUAUUAAGUUCUACAACAAAUUCCUUGGCUUUGGGAACUGAUAGAAGGGGUUACCAUAAAGAAUAUAUCUCAGAAGAAAAUGGAGAUGAAAAUUUGCAGAUAAGAAACCUAAAAAGUGUUAGCACUAGUCCACACGCUACUUGCAGUGGUAUUGCGGUUAUUGCUUCCGAUAAUAAUAAUAAUAAUAAUAAUAGUAAUAAUAAUAAUAAUAGUAAUAAUAAUAAUAAUAAUAAUAAUAAUAAUAAUAAUACAACUAUCAAUACUAAUGCUAGGAAGAAUCAUAAUCUCCUUGCUGAUACUAGCAACGCUACAAACAUUUAUAUUUCCGAAUAUCCUAAUGUUGAACAUAAUAUAGUAAUUGAUAACACAAAUAAUCUAUACAAUAAUAAUACAGCUUAUCCAGUAAAUAUGUCUACAAUAGUUCCACAGAUGUGUUAUUACGGACAAGGUAUUAUGUAUACUAAUAGUAUCGACGGUAUGAACAGUGUUCCGAUUCAGUAUUUACAGAAUAUUACAGAUACAUCAAGAUUUAUUAAUAGUGGCUGUAAAACAGUCAGCCCACAAACAAUGAUCACUACUUCAUAUCCAGCACCACCUGAUAUUUAUGACAACAGGCAAGUAAAUGUUAUUCGUGAUGGCUAUGAAAGUGUCUAUAGUAAUACUGACAGUAAUAAUAGUUUGCAGAUUAAUACAAUUAAUACUACGAAUGGUGCAUCUUUUUCAAGAAAACUACCUGGUAUAGAACAACUGCUUUCGAUUCUUUAA